AAAGCCGCGUGUCAAAGCCCGUUGACGUCAUCAUGGACUUUUUACACUUGUGCUCGGAACUCGCUCGCUCAGUUGGACGGUGGGUGCGUGCAGGGAUGUCGCGGUCGGGUGCAGGAUGUGGCGUGUGCGCGCGGAACACUGCGCACUCCGUAUAGGAGCACAUGAACGGCGUUUUUGGGCUGGAUCCAUGUCAGGCAACUCGCCCGGGAUGAGUUGGCUCCUUUUGUGGAUUAUAACUGCAGUCGUGAUUCAACAGACGUCCUCCCAGCAGAAUGCCACCGCUGUGCCCGCGGCGCUCACGUCGCCGUCGGCCGAACCCUACACCCCCGUGCGCUACUGCCACUGGCCUUGCGAGUGUCCCGCCCGGCCGACCGCCUGCCCGCCGGGCGUCAGCCUGCUGAUGGACGGCUGCGGCUGCUGCAAGGCCUGCGCCCGGCAGGUGGGCGAGGUGUGCAAUGAGGCCGACACCUGCGACCACCACAGGGGGCUCUACUGUGACUACAGCUCGGACAAGCCCAGGUACGAAAAGGGCUUGUGUGCAUACACGACGGGCACCGGCUGUGAGCACGACGGCGUCAUUUACCGCAACGGGCAGAGCUUCCAGCCCAGCUGCAAGUACCAGUGCGUGUGCGUCAACGGCGCCAUCGGCUGCGUGCCGCUCUGCACCCAGUCCAAGCCGCCGCGCGUCUGGUGCCAGAACCCGCGCCGCGUCAAGGUGCCGGGACGCUGCUGCGAGGAGUGGAUCUGCGACGAGCCCAAGAGGGGACGCAAGACGGCGCCCAGGCACGCCGUGGAGUCGAACAUGGAUGAAAACAACAGAGCUGCACACGCGCUAGGCAAUAUGGCGCCCCCCGCUGAGCUGAGCAGCUGGCACAAGAACUGCGUCACCCAGACCACGUCUUGGAGUCCCUGCUCCAGGACGUGCGGGCGCGGUCUGUCUCUGCGUGUCUCCAAUGCCAACCGGCGCUGCGAGUUGGUCAAGGAGUCGCGCCUGUGUACCCUGCGGCCGUGCGACAUCGACAUCACCAAGCACAUCAAGGUGGGCAAGAAGUGCUUGAACGUGUACCGCGAGGAGCGUGCGUCCAACAUGAGCAUCUCGGGCUGCACCAGCACCAAGCAGUACCGGCCCAAGUUCUGCGGCGUGUGCACGGACGACCGCUGCUGCAUUCCGUACAAAUCUAAGACGGUGAAUGUGGACUUUGUGUGCCCGGACGGCUCGGCUGUGUCGUGGAAGGUGAUGUGGGUACAGGCUUGCUUUUGCAACCUCAGCUGCAAGAACCCCAACGACAUCUUUGCCGAGCUGGAGAAUUACUACGGGUACCCCGAGGUCAGCAACUAAUUAAGCCCCGCCCCGCUCCGCUGAUGCCUUGCAAAAGGGACUUGAGAAGUUGUUACAAAAAGUGGCAAAAUAGAUGGAUGGAUGGAUGGCCGCACUUUCAUGUCAGUGUCAGCUCUUUUUUUGCACCCUCAAUCAGACAAGGGGAAAAAAAAAAAAAAAAAACUGAUAUAAUGCUGAAGGAUGCAUUAGACUUUAAUUUUGUCAUUUACAGGCCUUGGAAAUGCCCCCCUAAAAAAACAUGGAAAAAAUAAACAACUGCAUGAUAUUUAUAAUGAUGACUGAUGCAUUAGACUUUAAUUUUGUCAUUUUUCAAAUCGUAAAAAUUGACAGGCCUUGGAAAUGCCCAAAAAAAACACGAACCAGUACAUUUGACUUUAAUGGCCGUUUUAAAAUACUCUCUCUACAUUGUUCCUUAAUACAGUUGGCACAUUUCAUUUUUGAAAUGUCAAAUACAGGUCCAGAAAGUAAAAAGCCUGCCACAGUUUGCCUUUAGCCACAGGUGCUUCUCAUCAACCGGCAGCUAAAUGACCUCCGAGAGUUUGCUCACGUCAAGCAAGUCUUCUGUUAAAGUUCUGCUGAAGUAAGUGUGAACCUGCUAAAGUUCACCAAGUAAGUGUCUGGUUUGGUUUGUUGACGUUGCAGAUGUGGCUCAGCAAUCGUGACAAACUGAACAAUGGACACCCUUUAGAAUUGGACCCCAAAAUAGAGAGCUUUUGUUGUUGUUCCUGCUGCUGUUGUUUUAAAAAAAAAUAUAUAUAUAUAUAUAUAUAUAUAUAUGCAAAGCAGAAAAAAGACGACACACUAAGCUCAUCUGAGUUACACAGUCAUUUUUUAAUGUCAUUUUUUUCUUAAUAAAUACAAACUGUUAUGCCGCUCGAGCAGCAGCAUCUUUACACAGCUCCUACAAAAGCAAACGUUUGCCAACGUAGUGCAAGUGGCAAGUCAGAGCGACAGAGCAUGACGCCGUUAUUAAUGACAACAAAAUGACAAGCCGCAGAAAUGUCAACGACUACAUGGCAACGCUUUGUUCCCUUGUGCUUGAUUGUAUUGAAAAAAAAA
Messenger RNA from Syngnathus acus (greater pipefish), 2398 nucleotides. Its product is annotated as CCN family member 4-like. The transcript is spliced from 5 exons. The record is from RefSeq and is a predicted model, not a curated record. The coding region runs from base 116 to 1339 and encodes 407 amino acids. Gene Ontology annotation, biological process: cell adhesion; signal transduction. Gene Ontology annotation, molecular function: heparin binding; integrin binding. Gene Ontology annotation, cellular component: extracellular region; extracellular matrix. Lineage: Eukaryota; Metazoa; Chordata; Actinopteri; Syngnathiformes; Syngnathidae.